Messenger RNA from Populus trichocarpa (black cottonwood), 1716 nucleotides. Its product is annotated as short-chain dehydrogenase TIC 32, chloroplastic. The record is from RefSeq and is a predicted model, not a curated record. The transcript has 8 exons. Bases 648 to 1586 code for a protein of 312 amino acids. Lineage: Eukaryota; Viridiplantae; Streptophyta; Magnoliopsida; Malpighiales; Salicaceae.
AAAAAGUUUUUUAAAAAAGAACAGAUGUAUAAGAUAUGUACAAAACCGAAGAGCUCUACAUGAAUUCAUCGUUUCCUUUUUCUUCCUUUUCUUUUUAUUUUUUUAAAUUGAGGGAUGCAAGUGAUUGGAAUUCAAAGGCUUUGCUAAGCUGGAGUUAUGAAGCUCUAUUAGGUUGUUCAAUGUCAUACAAAAAACAUAUCUUUCAAUGAAAUGGACUUUACCAUCGAAAAGUUGAAUGAAUGUUUCGGUACUGCUAAACAAAGUUUUCUUGUCAAGGAGAAGAUUUUGUUUUCUGUCUUAUUUGACAGCACAAAAUUGAUUGGAAAAGUUGCCCUAGACAAUAUCGACUUUUUUGUCUUUCAUAUGUAUAAUGAUGUGGAGACUUAUUUUGGACAGUUAUGAAUUUGUUUAUCUAUGCUGGAUAAUCAUUAGUAUUGUUGAUCAAGACCCAACAACUGAUGACCCAUGAAAUGGGUUUAAUUAAGCAUAGUGUGUACUUAAAGAUGCUUGUAGUUGGAUCAUUUGAAUCUGUCAAAAGUCAAGCUAGUUACAUAAAUCCGAAGAUCAUUUGAUGCUAAAAAUUGUAGCUUUGCAGAGCAGUUUUCAAUAUAACAGUUUGGUGUGAUUUCAUUACUAGAAUAAGCAGAAUGUGGCUUUUUGGAUGGAAAGGGCCGUCUGGGUUCUCAGCCUCUUCUACAGCAGAGGAAGUUACACAAGGGAUUGAUGGAACUGGUCUUACUGCCAUUGUUACAGGAGCAUCAAGUGGCAUUGGUGCAGAGACAACGCGUGUCCUUGCACUGCGUGGUGUCCAUGUAGUUAUGGCAGUGCGGAAUCUGGAUGCUGGUAGGAAUGGCAAAGAAGCAAUGCUCAAGGAAAUCCCCAAAGCUGAGAUUGAUGUCAUGGAGUUAGACCUAAGCUCAAUGGCAUCAGUGAGGAAUUUCGCAUCUGAAUAUACGUCCUUGGGUCUUCCUUUGAACAUUCUCAUUAAUAAUGCAGGGGUUCUGUCAUCUCCUUCCAAGCUUUCUCAAGAUAACAUUGAGCUGUUAUUUGCAACCAACCAUAUAGGUCAUUUUCUGUUGACAAACCUUUUAUUGGAGAUCAUGAAAAACACAGCACAAAAAAGCAAGCAAGAAGGAAGGAUCAUUAAUGUAUCAUCAGUAGGUCACCGAAUAGUGACUCGUGAAGGGAUUUGUUUCGAUAAAAUCUAUAACGAGGCGAGUUGGUUUUCUUAUGGACAAUCAAAGCUUGCUAACAUAUUGCACGCCAGUGAGCUUGCAAGGCGGCUGAAGGAAGAAGGGGAAGAGAUAACUGCUAAUUCACUACAUCCCGGAGCAAUCCAUACCAAUCUUCUGCGUCACCAGGGUUUUGUUAAUGCUAUUUUCAGCUUGUUCGGUAAAUACAUGACAAAAAAUGUUCAGCAGGGAGCAGCAACUACAUGCUACAUUGCAUUGCAUCCACAAGUUAAAGGGAUGAGUGGAAACUAUUUUAUGGACAGUAACAUAGCAGAACCAAGCUCUCAGGCCAAAGAUGCAGAAUUGGCCAAAAAGCUCUGGGAUUUCAGCUUGAUCAUCACUGACAAAAAAUAGUCAGGAUUCUUUCAUAGUUUUUUUGGCAGUAAAUGAAGUUGUACUCUUGUGGACAUUCAAUGUCCAUUGAACAAUUUUUUUUUUUAAGUAAAAGAAAGAACUUGCUUGGUUUGAUGCUAUAAAAGAUAUA